GCAGCAUUUGCCCGUCUUCGAGAGAAAACUGAUUUGAAACUUCCACCUGCCAAUUGGUUACGUGAAAGCGCCAAACUGGGGCCAGCAGGAACAACCAUUCUUGGAAACAGCAAGAAGAGCAAACUAUUUUCAAGCUUUGGCAUGGCAUAUGACUUCAUCGACUCAGUUGGAAAUGAUGUGGAUGUUGUGUCCGAUUCUGAGAACAUUAAAAAACUUCUGAAGAUACCAUACAGCAAGUCACAUGUGAGCAUGGCAGUACACCGUAUUGGACGAACCCUUUUACUGGAUGAGCUAGAUAUUCAGGAGCUCUUCAUGAGAUCAUCUCAGACAGGGGACUGGACGUGGCUAAAAGAGUUCUAUCAAAGACUAAUAGAUCAGAAGUGGCAAAGAAAGAAGAAGAGUAAAGAACACUGGUACCAGAAGGCCAUACUUUCCAAGUUUUUAUAUUACAGCAUUAAUGGUGAUGGAGCUGCUCAGCCAGUUCCUUCCUCUGCAGAACAACAUCCUGAAGAUCCAGCUCCUGAUGAGAGUGAUGAAGCAGGAAGGGCUUCCUGGCCAGCCCCUUUUGAAAUGCCUUCUUCAGUAUCUGAAGAUCCAGGUUCUUCUAAUCAGGGAAGUGUGCCUCUUGAAUCCUCAUAUGUAGUGGGGCAUGUGGCCUCAGCCCCCAAAGAACAAAACCUGAGUACUUUGUUCAAUGACGGGGAAAACAGUCAGGGACUUAAAAAUGACUUUGUUCGGAACAUCUUGUGGACCUUUGAAGAUAUUCACAUGUUAGUAGGAUCAAAUAUGCCUAUAUUUGGAGGUGGAAGAUACCCUGCUGUGAGCUUGCGUCUCAGGGAUAACAACAAGCCAAUAAACGUGUUGACAGGAAUUGACUAUUGGUUGGACAACUUAAUAUGUAACGUCCCAGAGCUUGUGAUGUGUUUUCAUGUUAAUGGCAUUGUUCAGAAAUAUGAAAUGAUCAAGACUGAAGAUAUUCCCAAUUUGGAAAACUCCAAUUUUUCUACCAAAGUGAUAAAGGAUAUUGCUCAAAAUAUCUUAUCUUUUCUGAAAUCUAACUGCACCAAAGAAGGACAUACUUACUGGCUAUUUAAAGCAAGUGGAAGCGAUAUAGUAAAGCUCUAUGACCUCACCACUCUUUGUGAAGAAACCGAAGAUAAAUACCAAAACCCUUUCACAAUGCCAGUGGCAAUUCUCUUGUACAAAGUUGCCUGCAAUAUGAUGAUGAAAAAAAACCAGAACAAGAAACACUAUGGCACCAUUAGAACAUUGCUCCUUAAUUGUGUUAAGUUAUUGGAUAAAGCCAGACAUCCACAAAUUAUUGCUUCAGCGAAUUACAUGCUCUCAGAACUCUUCCAGUUAGAUGAGCCUAAAAAAGAAGGUGCAGAGUUUCCUUUAAAUGGGAACUCUGAUGAAAGUUAUAGUGAAGAGGAAGAAGAAAUGCCGGAUAGCGAUGAAAAUGGUUCCUACAGCACCAGCUCCGAUCCGCCAGAUGACAAUAAAGCAGUAGCUGUAAUCAGAUCUGUUGGAGAGUUAUCAGUACCAGAAAAAUAUAAAUCUAUUCACCAAAUACGACCUAGUUGUGCAUUUCCUGUUUGCCAUGACACUGAGGAACGGUGUAGACUUGUGCUCAGCUAUGUUCUAGAGGGCUUGAAAUCUGUUGACAGCAGCAUUAAAAAAGACGGUGACCUUCCUGCAGCCGACCCCAACACCCCAAUCCCAUUAAAAUACGAAGAUGAAUCCACAAGUGGUGGUCCUGAGUGUCUGGAAAAACAGAUGGCUUUGUUUUUAGACAAAAUGGGCUCAUUUCAAAAGGAUAAACAUUCCAGUCAAUCAGGAAUGAUUCCUGGAUCCUGGCAGUAUAAAAUGAAACUCCAGCUGAUUCUGAAGUCAUCGAAGGCUUAUUAUGUUCUUUCUGAUGCUGCUAUGAGUCUUCAGAAAUAUGGAAGAGCAUUACGAUACAUUAAAUUAGCUUUACAGUGCCAUGAUACUUACUGCUGCCUCUGCACCAAUAUGCCUGCUGAAGUGCUACUGUUUCUUUGUCAAUGUUUAACCCUUUGUGGUGAUAUCCAGCUAAUGCUUGCCCAGAAUGCAAAUAACAGAGCUGCGUAUCUUGAAGAAUAUAAUUACCAAACAAAAGAAGAUCAUGAAAUAUUGCACAGUCUUCAUAGAGAAUCCAGCUGUCAAGUAUUUGCGUGGGCCACUGACUUGUCUACAGACUUGGAAUGCCAGCUUUCAGUUAGCUGCAAAUGCUAUGAGGCAGCUAAUGAAAUCUUGCUUUUUAGUAACUUAAAAAAACAAAAUCCAGAGCAGCAUACACAAGUCCUGAAGAGGAUGGGUAACAUCAGAAAUGAAAUUGGAGUAUUUUACAUGAACCAGGCUGCUGCAGUGCAGACUGAGAGAGUGGUGAGCAAAAGUGUAUCUACAGCAGAGCAGCAACUGUGGAAGAAAAGCUUCUCUUGCUUUGAAGAAGGGAUUCAUAACUUUGAGUCAAUUGAUGAUGCGACCAAUUCUGCUCUUCUUUUAUGUAACACUGGAAGAUUGAUGCGAAUUUGUGCUCAAGCACAUUGUGCUGCCGGAGGAGAUUUUAAGCGAGAAUUUUCCCCAGAAGAGGCCCUUUACUAUAAUAAGGCUAUCGAUUACUAUCUGAGGGCUUUAAGAUCACUGGGCAAAAGAGAGAUGCAUCCAGCUGUUUGGGAUUCUGUGAACUGGGAACUGUCCACUACCUAUUUUACUAUGGCAACUCUGCAGCAGGAUUAUGCACCAUUAUCUAGAAAGGCUCAGGAACAGAUAGAGAAGGAAGUUAGUGAGGCCAUGAUGAAAUCUUUGAAAUACUGUGAUGUUGAUACAGAGUCUGCACGACAACCCCUCUGCCAGUAUCGGGCUGCAACUAUUCACCACAGACUGGCUUCCAUGUAUCAUAGUUGCUUGAGAAACCAGGUUGGCGAUGAGCAUCUAAGGAAACAGCAUCGAGUACUAGCUGAACUUCAUUACAGUAAAGCAGUGAAGCUUUUUCAAUUCUUAAAGGAUGCACCCUGUGAGCUCCUUCGUGUGCAGUUGGAAAGAGUAGCAUUUGCAGAGUUUCAGAUGGCAAGUCAAAACAGUAGUGCUGGAAAAUUAAAGACUCUGUCUGGGGCUCUAGACAUAUUGAUAAAGACCCAGUGUGCAUUCCAGCUGAUCAGAAAGGAGCUUUUAGCUGAAUGUGAACAGAUAAAUGAGGACGUGAAAAGUAGUGAUGAGAAGACACCACCUGGUGACUCCUCUUCUAACCUUAAUAAAGAUGAAGUAAUAAAACUCCUCAGUAUAUUUGAAUCUCGAUUGUCAUUCCUCCUCCUCCAAUCAAUUAAAUUGCUAACGUCAACAAAAAAGAAAAUUGGGUGGAUGUGCUUUCCUUUGACAUGGGUGGGUCUACCUUACGUUUCCACCUAUGACAGAACAUUGCUAACAGACACUGGGAGACCCAUUGCAAAGUACGGAAUUUUGCGGAUGAUGAUGUAGUUUGAAGUAUGACAUUUACGGUAUGCUGAAGUCCCCACUACAGCUAAAAAAUAUGAAGAGUGAUGUUUUUAUGUGCAAAUUUGGGGCUAAUGCUUAGCAAGGUUGAACUGUAUAUUUUCUAAAAUAAGUAUUGGAGUGGCAGCCAAAGGAUUAUCUGUUUUUGUGUAAGCAUUUCCUUAUGUUCUCAAACAGUAUCUAACCGCUAGGAUUUAAAUCAAAACAAAAACAUGGCCUCUUUCUUUUCUUUUUCUUUUUGAGUUGACCUUAAAGUGCUCUCUAGAACAGAGUUGUGGCUGUGUAAUGAUUGCCGACACCAGGAUCACUCCUCUUGGAUGUAAUUAUAUUUAAUCUAGCCUAGGGAGAGCCAGAAAAUACAUUCUAUCCCAUCAGCUGCAAAUAUGUGGUGACCUCAUCAGCUGAGACUGUGUAGACACUAUGGCAGCUUGUAGAGCAUCAGAAAUAGCAUAAAUAAUAGCAAAAAAUCACCUUUUUGGAGUCAUGUUUACAAAACCUGUUCUACCAGCUUGUUCCAGUCUUGUGUACAUUGACAGUUUUUUUUCUUUAUUGUUGAAUGCUGUAUUAGCUGCACAGUUGGCAUUAAGAUCGAAGUACUGUAUUUUCACAUUAGAAUACAGUCGUUGGCCAGGGUUUAAGCAGCUGUUAUGUUGGAUGCUGUGUGGCUAAAUGCAAUUUAGGGAAGUAUCCAUCCUCCUGUAUACAAGGACCAUAAAGCAGAGCGGGGAGAGAUGUAUAUAUGGAAGGACAAAAGACUAGAAAAGAGACUGACUUUUUCUAUGUAGCAGCAGUAAGGUGCCUUUUAAUUUUUAAAAAAGCUUCCACAGGGUGGCAGUGUAAAUAUACACAAUGCCAAGGACCAGAGUAUAACUAUAAUCCGUCUUUUUAAACAAAUUGAUGUGCAGGGUAAUUGACUAACACGAGUAAUUGUGUUGGUUCUGUGCUAUCAUACUUCAUAGCCUUGAAGAGGGUGUGAUGUCAGAGUAGAAUAUUUAGGGUUUCUUUUCCCAUCUACUGUUCUAAUCACUAAUAUUCUGUUUAAAUUGAUAGGCUGUAUACAUGGUACAUACAUUUCAAUUUAAUUAUGUUCUAGUGUUUAAUUUUUCAAGGUCUGCAAAAUAAAAGCAGAAUGCUAUUGCCAUACAAACUUAAUUCAGCUAAUGUGUGUCAUUCAAAAACUGUAGAAGUGCUUUGAGGGUAAGUCAAAUUCUCUUUUCUCUCUAACCCUUUUACAUGAACUGGGCAUACAAUAUUUGCACAUUACAUUUUCUGUCUAUAGGGUGAGGGGGGAAUGCCUACCCUCCCCCCAUGCCUCCACACCAAUGGUUAGCUUGGUCAGAUUGGAAAUUGAGUAAUUGCUCUUGCUGAUCCAUGGUUAUUGAUGCACUCAUUCAAGGGGAAUGCAGAAGGGAAUUUUUUACCUCAUCUUUGAAACUGUGGUGCUCAAGCCACAAAAGUUACAAUCUGGCUAUAACCCUGCAUAAAGCAAGAUGUCUUUAAAAAUUAAGUGCUUAAGCAGAACUGAAUUUGGCUGUGUAAAAUUGUGAGCAGGGGAAAAGUAAUUCAAAGUGAUGUUUCAUCCUGGGCAUUUUUAUAAUUUAUCCUGAAAAUAGCUUGCAUUUCAGUGGUUUUUUUUUUUUUAUUGAAUACCUGUUCUCUGUGUUAAAUAAACCUGACACUGCUUUGUGCCAAAUGUUAUGAACUAAUUGCUGCUUUAUUUCUUGGCAAUUCUUGAUGGAUUUACAAUUAAACCAACUAGUCACAUAUAUUAAAAAAAAAAAUUACCUUGUUUUUUCUAAAAUUUUAAAAACUGGCUUUUAGAGUUUUAUUUCCUAACAUGGCAUAAAUGUACUGGAGAAGGGGAAGCCAGUUUAGGGAUUCAGAGAGAAAGGUAAUACAGUUGAAGCGAUGAGCCAGCAAAAUUAUCUUAGCAUCCGUGUUUUGAAUGGAUAAGUGGGGCAAGAUGGCAUUUGUCAAGGCCAGAAAGGAGAAGGCUGCUGUAGCCAAGACACAAGAUGAUGAGGGACUGGAUAACAUAUUUAGCUGUGUAUGGAGAGGAAAGGCAAGAUCCUAAAGAUAUUAUGUAAUAGAAAGCGCUGGGUCAAAGAUGAUGCCCAGAUUACAGGCCUGAGUGACAGGGAGAAUGAUGGUGGUGGCCAUGGUGGCAGAGAAAGCAGAAGGGCUUGUGUAGGAAAAGAUUAAGAGUUUUGGGUUGGCCCCACUGAGUUUAAACUGGUGGCUCAAUGGUCAUGAAGAGCUGUCAGAAAGGCAGGCUGAGAUUUCUGUUUGGAGACAGGUAGCAUGGAGUAAUAGAGAUGGCACUUGAAGUCAUGUUUGUGCAUAUGCUGCCCAGAGACCAUAAAGGAAGAUGACAAGGUGAGGAUCAGAGGCCCAUAGGACUUUUUCUGAAAGCUGGAAUAGGGAUGAGGUGGAUACUCUGAAUGAAACACUGAAGGAGUGAUUAGAGAGGUAGUGGGAGAACCAGGAGUCAUGGAAUCCCAGGGAGAACAAGAUUUUGAUGGUGUGGGUAGUCAGUUUUAAUAAAUUAAUAAUUUGCACAAUGUAAUUGUUUAUGCUUUGAUACAAUGUAAUAGUUCAGGAUAUCUAUGGUUCCUU
This is a messenger RNA of Chrysemys picta bellii (western painted turtle), 6129 nucleotides long. Lineage: Eukaryota; Metazoa; Chordata; Testudines; Emydidae. The record is from RefSeq and is a predicted model, not a curated record.